AUGGCUGCUGCCGCCGUUCGCAUCGCCAAGGUUGAGUUCAGCAAGCACUCCACAACACUGGUAGCAGCCAGCCAUGGCUUCCCUGCAGGCGCACGGAUAAAGGUGGAAGGGCUGCCGGAACUGCAGCGAGAGACCUUCAUAGUUAAUUGGUCAACAGACGGCCGAUUCUCGAUCUGGCGCAACAUUUGCGUGGAGAUUUCCAGUGUGGACCCGUCCGAAUCUAUCGUCCGUACAAGGAGCCCACAUCAAAUCAGUAGUUUUUUGGAUAAUGUUACGCUGCACGUUUUCGACACCGACGUCCACCUUAUGGUCGAAAAGGCUUUCCAUAUCAAUGAGGUUGUUGACGAUUGUUCUGUGCGCCUCAGGGCUUGGUGUGGUGAUCAGAGGACAUGGUACCCAGCAAGGCUAUCUGCCAAUUGGGCCGGCGGAUCGUUGAGUAUGAAGCAUUGCGACGUGGUUCUGUCGCAGUCACAAUGCACAGGCUCUGGUGUUGCAACGCUCGCUUGUCGGCCACCCGUCUCUGAAGAGUCAUGCAUUCAAGACUGGCGCGAGGCAUUGCGGGCAGUGCGGGGAUGCGUCAGCAAAGAGGUGCCGCCUGCAACGCAGGCUGCGCUUCCAGGGUCACCGCUGCUACACGUCCAGCAUUGUGGAUGGGAGCACUGCAUUGGUAUUUUCCAGCGCACCAGCGAGAUGAAGUUCGAGUUGGGGCCGUUAGUGUCCGUCGUCUAUGUGGAGCAACUUCAGAUGUGGUGCCUCCUCGCCGACGUUGAGGCCGUCUACCCUUUGUGUGAGCGGCGCUGGGAUUUGGGACUGAAAGACUUUGAUGGUCCUCAGCUUCUCUACAUUCGCGCAGCAAGUCCACUCGGUCGCUGGGAGCCUGUGAUUGGCCCAGGGCCAGGUCCUCUUGUCAGCAUCUACAAAGAGGUGACGAUCGUGCAACCAGCUUCAAGGCAGACAUCCAUGCUAAUGCAUCCUAGCAGCUGUUUGGUUUUGGAUAUGCUCCUCAACUACACUCACGCAGAUUGGCGGGGUGGGCUCCAUUCAAACAACAUUUGGGGUCUGAGCUCCCUGGAAGCAAUCUUGACCGCAGUCCGCUUAUGGCGAGAGCUUCGUGUAUGUUCCGCCGUGUGCCGGCCAUGGCAAGCCGCUCUGAAGCCGUUCGCUUCUCUAACUCGUGUGUGCUACCGCGCGCUGCGGAUACCAGACGGAAUCAGCUUGUCCAUGCCAUCCCUUCAAGACAUUGUUCGAACCAUUGUUUUGUCAGGAAACACAUGGAUGCAUGGUUUGAACAUGAUUCACUUGCCGAUAUUUCUGAAUCAUGCUUGGCCCGCACGUGUGUCGGCUGUGGAGCUUUCAGCUGAAAGAGGCAUUGAGGAAGAGCAUUUCUGGAGUGGACCAACGGCUCAAACUGUCAACAAGCAUGCAGUUGCUGCCUCCCAAGUUGCGCAGCAGAUGCUUCGUGGCGUGCCACUACCCUGGAAGGUGCGGCCACACACCACAAAAACUGAAACACGAGAUGGACGCAGAUUUGCAGGCUGCGACUUGCUAGAUUUUCAUCACGAGUUCAAACCGGAGAGAUCUGCAGCCGCAGUGUUCGUACAUGCAGACACCGACGGGCAGAUGCAAGUUUGCCUAGCCGAUGGCACCGAACUUCUUCCGCAUUCAACUGACGUGCUUGGCCCCUUGAUAAACCAGGGAAUAUCUGUAUCGGGGGUGACACGACGCUGGGCAUCAACCUAUCAUCAGCCUCGUGCAGACGGUGAGCCCUGCGGGCUUCCCUUUUGCGGAAAGUCGCGUCGUGCUCCUUGCCAUGUCUGCUCGAAAGAUAAAGAAGGCCGAACUCGACUGGGAGCUUCCCAGCUUUCAGGCGGAUAUCAGUUGCACUUCUUGACUGCAGAUGCUGCCGAGAUCACACUGGAAAUCUGCAUCGAUCUGAUUCCCUUCUUUGCAACUUCCAAGGACCCUUCACUCGUGGAACAGCUGCUGGCAGUUGUCCCCUGGGAAGAAGACGAGGAAGAAGAAGAAGGAGGCGAAGAAGCAGGCGAGGAAGCUGAGGAGGAAGAUGACUGGGACGAGGACGAGCCGGCACAGCCCGGACCUGGGGAAAGUCAUUUUCCCACUGCCCACGAUCUAUUUCAAGCCGGUGAUCUUGGCGAGUCUGUAAGGCCCCCGAGACGGCGCCUGGUGGGGAAACAGCGGCCCCCCGAGAGUUACCGAAGCUGA
Symbiodinium necroappetens is the source of this 2223-nucleotide messenger RNA. NCBI's taxonomy places the organism in Eukaryota, Dinophyceae, Suessiales, Symbiodiniaceae. The record is from the annotation of a GenBank genome assembly.